Myzus persicae (green peach aphid) is the source of this 1037-nucleotide messenger RNA. RefSeq names its product tumor suppressor candidate 2-like. Gene Ontology annotation, cellular component: mitochondrion. Lineage: Eukaryota; Metazoa; Arthropoda; Insecta; Hemiptera; Aphididae. The record is from RefSeq and is a predicted model, not a curated record. The transcript is spliced from 4 exons. The coding region runs from base 395 to 766 and encodes 123 amino acids. Gene Ontology annotation, biological process: regulation of mitochondrial membrane potential.
AAGUAUUAGCGAGGAGCCGAGGAGCGACAUGAUCUGAUGAUGGUCCGAUUAAUUAGGAUUUUUAGUUUUUACCCAUUUACUUAAUUUGUUGAAUUGUUAACUCUGAAGUUUACGUAUAAGCUAUAAGCUGUGUUAAAUUACUGUACUAAAUUAUAGUUUAGCUUUUUAUUGCAACUUACUCGAAUUGUAUCCAAAAUUGCUCGUUUAACAUGUAUUCAUAAUAUGUUAUUAUAUUUUGGCCAUCAGAGUUAAGUUCAGUUUACACAGCUGUGCCAUUUAGUUAACUUCAUAAGAAAAUAUGGACUUCUCGAUACAUUAAUACAUUUUGAUUCAACAAUCUAAAAAGUAUCAUUCUUCUGAUUCAGAUUUUGAGUAGUUAAAUAGUUAUAUAAAAAUGGGCGGCAAGACAACAAAGUUAUUUAGAAGCUCACCACAACCAAGUCCCAAAGCACAAACGGAUAAUGAUUCUCCAUAUCACGAGCAUUAUAAAAACUACGAUAACCAUGACAUCCAACAACCAGAUGAUGCAAUUAUGAAAAAUUCUUUAAGUCCAUUUGUAUAUUACAGGAGAGGAUCAAUGUAUAUAGAUGAGGAUGGUGAUAUAGCACAUGAAUUUUAUGUAGAAACCAAAAUAGGAUCAAAAUUAACUCUAAAACGAAUCAGUAACCAACAUCUAAAACCUCAAGGUGAUGUACCUUUAGAUGUGCCGUGCCUAAGAAACGAUUAUCCAGUUGUCUUAUUGGACCAGAACAGAAUGAAGGAAUGAUUGGUUUCGUGAAAAGAAAACAUUUUUUUUGAUCAUCGUCGUUCCUAUGAUAUUGUUCUUUCUCUGGAAGAUUUUAAAAAUAAUUUAAAAAAAUUAAAUUUUAUUAAUAUAUUGCUACAAAUAUUACAGUAUUCAUCCAGUUAUAUUAAUAAAAAUUACAGAAUAUGAAAUACUUAUCUUGGUUCACUGGUUGCAGUUAAUAUUUACUUAGUAUUGGUAACAUCCACAUGUAUGUAUAAAUUACAGUAUCUAAAUUAACUGAAUAAAUUUA